AUGGCGUCCAUGCUGGAAUUUCGUACCCCGGGCUACAACCCCUACGCCGUCAAAUACUCGCCUUACUACGACUCACGCCUGGCUGUCGCUACUGCCUCCAACUAUGGCAUCGUCGGAAACGGCCGCCUCUUCUGCCUGGGCUUGAGCGCCGCCGGCGUUCAGUGCGAAAAGUCCUUCGAAACAAACGAUGCCCAGUACGAUCUUGCCUGGUCCGAAAUCAACGAGAACCAGCUCAUCGUUGCUUGCGGCGAUGGCUCCAUCAAGCUCUUCGACUUGGGGGUUGAGAACUUCCCCGUCAUGAACUUCCACGAACACAAGCGGGAAACUUUCUCUGUUUGCUGGAAUCCCAUCACCAAGGACAGCUUCAUCUCCAGUUCCUGGGAUGGCACCGUUAAAUUAUGGUCCCCAACACGCAACGAGUCCAUCAAAACCCUCCCCGUCGGCUGCUGCACCUACAGCACCUCCUACUGCCCCUCGAACCCGGCCCUCAUCUCGUCCGUCUCUGCCGACUCCUCCCUGCGCAUCUUCGACCUGCGCACGCCCGUAACAGCCAAGUAUCACCUGACCAACGUGAUCCCCGUGCACGCGCCGGCCACGGGGGGGCAGGGCUACUCGCGCCUUGCCGACGGAUCGAUCUACUCGGGCGCGGUGCCCAACGAAGUCCUGACGCACGAUUGGAACAAGUACAACGACACGGUGAUCGCCACGGCGGGCGUCGACAGGAUCAUACGCACGUUUGAUAUCCGCAACCCGGCCGGCGGCCCCCUGGCCAUGAUGACAGGCCACGAGUACGCGGUCCGCCGUGUAGCGUGGAGCCCGCACGCCAGCGACAUUUUGGUGAGCGCCAGCUACGAUAUGUCGGUGCGCGUGUGGACAGAUGGGUCAACGAUGCCUCAGAACGUUCAGCAUAUCGUACCGAGUGGUCGUCAGCCCGAGACUGUCCGCGCGGGAACUCAGUUGGGCCUUAUGAACAGACAUACUGAAUUCGUUACGGGCGUGGAUUGGUGUCUGUUUGGUGCGGGCGGCUGGUGCGCAUCAGCUGGUUGGGACGAGAGGGUGCUACUCUGGGAUGCCGCGUCUCUGUUGCGCGGUUGA
Messenger RNA from Sordaria macrospora k-hell, 1095 nucleotides. RefSeq lists its product as uncharacterized. Gene Ontology annotation, biological process: protein import into peroxisome matrix. The record is from RefSeq and is a predicted model, not a curated record. Gene Ontology annotation, cellular component: cytosol; peroxisomal matrix. Lineage: Eukaryota; Fungi; Ascomycota; Sordariomycetes; Sordariales; Sordariaceae. Gene Ontology annotation, molecular function: protein binding.